AAGAGAUUCUGCCACCAAUAAUAUAGAAUAUUCACAACUUACUAGUAGUGGUCAAAAUGGUUCCUCCUUAUUUUUCUCUGUACCAACCUUUCCUAUUCAAUCUGAAGCUAACCACCAGUCAAUAGCAUUGGAAACUUCGACACACUAUAAUAAUUAUGAAAAUGACGAGGAAUAUCAAUCUUCAGAACCUGAUUCUUCAUUUUUGUCAGGAAGGCCCAUUGAUAUUUUUCAAGAGGAACAGCCU
Molecule: messenger RNA, 244 nt
Organism: Entrophospora sp. SA101
Lineage: Eukaryota; Fungi; Glomeromycota; Glomeromycetes; Entrophosporales; Entrophosporaceae
Source: the annotation of a GenBank genome assembly